Molecule: messenger RNA, 501 nt
Organism: Hibiscus syriacus
Lineage: Eukaryota; Viridiplantae; Streptophyta; Magnoliopsida; Malvales; Malvaceae
Exons: 3
Coding region: 11-397 (128 amino acids)
Source: RefSeq, a predicted model, not a curated record
UCCUCCAUCCAUGGGUUGUGGUGUUUCAAGAUUACACAACGCUGUAGGAGGAGAGGAUAGACACCGCCAUCAUUUUAGAAUUGUACAGAGAAAGGCCGAUCCUAUUCCUUCCAAGCCAUUGGCCGCCGAUGACGACCAUUCGAUGGGUACGGUCAAGUCGGUUGGGAAUGAAAAAGAUUACCACAAGGAUGAGCGUGUGGAGGACGAUGGAUCAUUUAUACCUCACUCCCCAAGUUUCAGGGUAUAUUGCACUCCAUCGUUGGAUGACAACGCCCGAGAUAAAAUAACGGAGAAACAACAAAUGGAUCAUAAGAGUAACAAGCAUGGAUCAAGUACUCGAUUGGGGAGCAAAGCUAAAACACGAAAAGGACAUAAGAAGGGCUUAAUUUGCGAUUGAAGAAAAAUAUUGAAGGUUCUCGUCCAGAUGUGUGUACAGAUUCAUUUGCUUUUAUUGAAGAAACAACACAAUGUUCCCUAUUCAUUUUGUUGUUGUAUAAAAAA